Molecule: messenger RNA, 256 nt
Organism: Lepisosteus oculatus (spotted gar)
Lineage: Eukaryota; Metazoa; Chordata; Actinopteri; Semionotiformes; Lepisosteidae
Source: RefSeq, a predicted model, not a curated record
CAAAUACUGAACUGCGCCCUGGACGACAUCGAGGUCUUCGUGGCGCGGCUGCAGAAGGCUGCAGAGGCCUUCAACCAGCUCAACCAGAGGAAGAGGAGCAAGAAGAACAAGAAGAAGGGGCCUGCUGAGGGCAUGCUGACCCUUCGCGCCAAGCCCCCCACGCAGGCAGAGUUCACAGACAGCUUGCAGAAGAUUAAACUGGCUUUCAACCUGCUGGUGAGGCCCGCUGAGCACUGAACCCCUUCAUCACCCCUUU